UCCUGUUCCAAAAUGGGAGUUAACUCUUUCGAUACCAAAACUGCAGAGAAAAAUCAUUGAGCAUGGCUAGUGGAUCAGUAUGUGAUUUUGAGCAAGAGAUUGAAGAGGAGGGAGAAGAGAUUUGUGACAUUUAUAAAGAACAUUUGUCGCUGUUAGAAGCUGUAAAAAAUCACAAUUGUGCUGUGGUACAUGAUCUUGUACAUAACAGGGGUCUGUCCCCUGAUUUCAAUGUUGAUGGUCACACCCCCAUUUGCAGGGCAGCUCAGUUUGGUUAUGUAGAUAUACUGGAUAUUUUAGUUGAAGGUGGCUGCAGUCUUUUGACACCUGAUGCAGAUGUUUGGAGGCGUCAGGCUUUACAUAUUGCAGCAUCAAAAGGACAUAUAGAAUUUCUCAAAAGGUUGUUGGGUUAUGGGGCAGAUAUAAACAGCCGCGACAAUGAUCAGAGAACACCGCUUCAUUGGGCGGCGACCUACGGAAAUCCUGAUAUGGUGGAGUUCCUUAUCUCGCAAGGUGCCGCAGUGAAUAUAGCCCAGUGUGACGGAUUCACUCCAUUACAUGCCGCCACAUGUCUUGGUCACAACAAUGUAGUUAAGGUGCUUAUGAAGCAUGGUGGUGAAAUUAACAGAUCCGAUCGAGACGGCUGGUCGGCUUUCCAUACUGCUGUCUGCUACGGACAUAAGGAAGUUGUGAAAACUUUAUUGGACGCAGGAGCUUCGUUGAUGAGGUUAACAACUGACGAGGAAAAUGUUGUGCACAUUGCAGCAAGUAGCGGGAAAAUUGAAGUUCUCAAAUUGCUCUUGGAAAGAAAUGUGAAAUUGAAUGACCUAAAUAUAAAUGGUAAUACAGCAUUUUAUUUGUCAGUGUACUAUAAUGAAUUAAACAUGGCAAAAUACCUGAUCAAAGUGGGAGCUGAUAUGUACUUGCCGAGCGGCCCAAAGAAAUCACCUUUCUACCUUGCAGCAAUGAGGAGUAAUCUAGACUUUAUUGCCGUUUUCAUGGAAGCUGGCUAUAAUUUAAGCCGUGAGGAAUGGAUUUUACAAAAAGACUUUCCACAGAUUCUACUCAGAAAUCCCGAACUGUGCAAUCUUCUAUACAAAAGUGCAUCAAAUCCACAAAAGUUGAAGGAGUUGUGUAGGUCUUGUAUACGCAAGUCAAUGAAAUUUGAUGAAAAUUUUGACAGGAGAAUUGAGCAGUUGAAUCUGCCUGUACUUCUCAAGCAUUAUGUAACAUAUGCAGCGCUCGACAGUAUUGUUACACAUGUUAGUCCCACAGUAAAUAUGACAGGAAUAGGUCUAGACAAUCCUUAAUACAGGGUUUCAGUUAACCAGUUCAUGUAGUUUAUUAUGUAUCCCACACCACUGUGGUGGGAGACAUAUUGAUUUACUCCUGUCCGUGUAUCUGUCUGUCACAAAUCUUGUCCGCGCUCUAAGUCGAACAGUUCUUCUCCAAACUUGAAAAGAAUAUGUUUGCCAAUAAGUUAUCAGCCAAAUUCGAUAACUAGCCAAAUCAGCCCAGGCACUAUGGAAUUAUGGCCCUUGAAUUACCAAAAACUACUGAUGCCAGUGAUACAGGUCUUGGUGCAUGGUUGACUCAGAUACAUAAUGGAGAAGAAAGUUGUGGGAGACAUGUGCUUUUCUCAAAAGCAGCUCUCUAGUUUAUUAAAUGAUUUAAAGAGAUAUAUGGAGAGGACUAUUUAAAGUUUUAAAAGGACAUUCUCUUCAAACAUCAGGGAAUAAGAUUGUCAGAGGUGCUGUUGUAACAUUUUAGAUGUAGGAAUUCUGCUUGUAAAAUGUGUUUUAUAGAAAUAUUAUUUUGUGUGUAGGUCAGAACUGUAUUUUUGUGCGAAGAUAGAAGAAAAGAUGGUUCUUUGAUUUCAUUUAAGCAUAUGUAAAGCUUAUACAUAUAUGCAACUUAUUAAUAUACGCUGUAAUAUGUUGAAAUGAAUUGCACAGCACUGUUGUUUUCUAAGAUUAAACACUUCGCAACAAGUAAAGAUAAAUGCUUAAAUUUAGUUUUUUCUACAAAAGUUAUAAGAUAAAGGGUGUAAGGAAAUUUCGUUCCAAAUGGAAAAGAAUAUCAGCAUAUCAACAAGAGCUGUCACUAAUGGUGACAAAUGCCCCAGCAGCGCCUUGACCUUUGACCUGGUGACCCCAAAGUCAGUAGGGGUCAUGUACUCAAUAAGUACUAUCAGCAUGUGAAGUUUGAAGGUCCUGGGUGCAGUGGUUUGCGAGUAAAGUGCCUUCAUGCAAAAAGUUAACGUUGUGACGAACGAACGAACUAACAAACGUUGAACAGUUGAAAACUAUUAUGCCUCCCUUCGGGGGCAUAAAAACAUGGAAAGUAACACAUAUAUAGUUUUCCGUCAUGCUGAUAUGUUGACUUAAUGUUGCUAUAGAACUUUGGUUAAUUUUAGAUUUUCUUACUGGAGAAAAAAACAUUUUUUUUGUGAACUAAGUUUUGGAAAUUUUCAACUUCUGAAAAUAAACAAGCGUUUCUUC
This is a messenger RNA of Mercenaria mercenaria, 2498 nucleotides long. Its product is annotated as ankyrin-1-like. The record is from RefSeq and is a predicted model, not a curated record. The transcript has 2 exons. Gene Ontology annotation, molecular function: protein binding. Lineage: Eukaryota; Metazoa; Mollusca; Bivalvia; Venerida; Veneridae. Gene Ontology annotation, biological process: intracellular signal transduction. The coding region runs from base 63 to 1307 and encodes 414 amino acids.